This is a messenger RNA of Alnus glutinosa, 1035 nucleotides long. RefSeq names its product NDR1/HIN1-like protein 6. Gene Ontology annotation, cellular component: plasma membrane. The record is from RefSeq and is a predicted model, not a curated record. NCBI's taxonomy places the organism in Eukaryota, Viridiplantae, Streptophyta, Magnoliopsida, Fagales, Betulaceae. The coding region runs from base 100 to 852 and encodes 250 amino acids. The transcript has a single exon.
GACGGAAUUAAAGCAUAUAUAUAUUGCUUGUAUAUCUUCAUUCUUCUGAUCAAUCUUUCUCAUCAUCAACAAUAAUAUUUCGAUCUCAAUCCUCAAGCAAUGUCAGAUCAUCAGAGAAUCCAUCCCGUCGUCCACGAUGUGGAGGCACCGCAUACACCAACGGCUCCAUUGGUGCAGCAGGGCGCGCCCAAAUCCGACAAAGAGGAGCAGUACCCUACACACCAGCGUACCAUCCCCGUGAAGCACUCGAGACCGCCAAAGAGGAGAAGCUGCUGCUGCAAGUUCUUCUGUUGGACGAUAUCCCUGCUGUUGCUUCUAGUGCUUAUCAUCGCGGUAGUCGUCGGAAUCCUAUUCCUCGUGUUCCAACCAAAGCUUCCCAAGUUCUCAGUCGACAAAUUGCAAAUAACCCAAUUCAACCUCGGUACCGACGACAGCUUGUCCUCUACUUUCGACGUGACAGUCACGGCGAGAAAUCCAAACAAGAAGAUCGGAAUAUAUUAUGAGAGUGGAAGCGAUAUCAGUGGGUGGUACGUAGACACAAAACUAUGCGAAGGGGCUUUGCCGAAAUUCUACCAGGGCCACCGGAACACGACGGUGCUUAUCCUGCCUUUGACAGGGCAAACCCAAAACGCCACAUCACUGGUGAACGCUCUCCAACAGCAGCAGCAAGAGACGGGAAAUAUUCCGCUGUCUCUAAAAGUGAACCAGCCGGUGAGAAUUAAGCUUGGGAAAUUGAAGCUGUUUAAGAUCAAGUUCAGGGUUAGGUGUACACUGGUGGUGGAUGCCCUUACUGCUAACAAUACUGAGAUUAAAAUUCAGAGUAGUAGCUGUAAGUUCAGCCUUAGGCUAUAAAUCCUUUUAGUAUGUUGUAUUAUUAUUAUUAAUUUUUUUUUCAUUCUUUUUACCAUAGAGAUUUCCCUAUAUAUUCCCGUAAUAAAUAAAGUGGACGAUUAUAUGUAGGCCGGUUCUUAAUUCCUCCACGUUGUUUUGAUAUAUAUACUGCAAUAAUAGCUCUAUGCCGCCCUUUGUGUUCUA